UUUGUAAAAGGAAGGAACAUCCAAUUGAAAAAGAACGUGUUGAGGCUUCAAACUCAACUUGAGAAGUGUCAAAAAUAUCUGACUUCUACUGAAAAAAAGGAAAAACAAGUCAGACACAAGCUAAGGGGGACAAGAUCUGCUUCCUCAAAACUGAAACAGAAAUUGUAAGGCAACAGUGAAAUCGCCAAAAAGGGGUAUUCCCACAAAGGAAGAGAAGAGAGGCACAUAAUGGGUGUUCAGACCUGGUGUCCAAUAGAGAGCAAGCCAAGAGCUUAUGUCCUUGCAAACAGCCUAAGAGGAAGUGGGAAAACACCAGUCUGA
Pocillopora meandrina is the source of this 321-nucleotide messenger RNA. The record is from the annotation of a GenBank genome assembly. Lineage: Eukaryota; Metazoa; Cnidaria; Anthozoa; Scleractinia; Pocilloporidae.